Molecule: messenger RNA, 1355 nt
Organism: Nerophis lumbriciformis (worm pipefish)
Lineage: Eukaryota; Metazoa; Chordata; Actinopteri; Syngnathiformes; Syngnathidae
Source: RefSeq, a predicted model, not a curated record
UCGGUCACGUGGUUACAACCAAGCAUUACCGGAAUAAGAAUCAUCGCCGGUCUGUACAUGUGACGGAGUUGUGUUAUCCUAGUUUAACAGCCAAAUAAGAACUAUCUGAAUCCAAACAGUAAAAGGAUUAACUUAACUCCCAAGGACACACAUUCAUCAAAACUGGCCCCGCCGCUGCCCGUUACCAUGCCCGCCCUGCUGGAGAGACCCAAGCUGUCUAAUGCGAUGGCGCGCGCCCUCCACAAGCACAUCAUGAGGGAAAGGGAACGCAAAAGACAAGAGGAAGAAGAAGUAGACAAGAUGAUGGAGCAGAAGAUGAAGGAGGAGGAGGAGAGGAAGAGGACCAAAGAAAUCGAGGAGAGGAUGUCCUUGGAGGAGACCAAAGAACAGGUGAUGAAGAUGGGCGAGAAGCUUCAGGGUCUCCAAGAAGAGAAACAUCAGCUGUUCUUGCAACUCAAAAAAGUUCUCCACGAAGAGGAGAAGAGACGCAGGAAGGAGCAGAGUGACAUCACUACUUUGACAUCCGCUAGCUACCAAACCAGUCUCCCCAUGCAUGCUGGCCAGCACCUCCUCAGCAUUCAGGGCAGUCCCGUCAGCCAUAGUCGACCUGGCGCACUACUCGGAGACCGCAGUAAACAACUUUUCCCAACCGCUGUUAUUUCCACUCGUCAUUAUCAGACACCUGCGUUCAGUUCUGGGUCGGCUGAGCACGGGCAGUUCAGCGGGGCCCCGAGUGUCCACGAGUCCUAUGGAGUGGCUCCGUCACAGCAUUCCGCUGCCUAUGCCCCUGGACCGUCUGUACCAGUCAGUUUUGCAAGCAGCUCUCAGAUCAGAGGAGCAUCCGCCUUCCAGGCUAUGCAGUAUCUGCCCCAUCAGCAGCCUGGUUACCCUGUUCACAGUCACUUUACGUCUCAGCCUGGCUACAUCCCAGGAGCAGGAAUCCCCCUUCAGAAGCAGUUGGAACAUGCCAACCAGCAGUCAGGCUUUACAGACGCAGGAGCUUUGAGGCCCAUGCACCCCCCGACCAUGCAUCCGUCAGCUCAAGGCUUGCUCCCUACGCCAUCCAUGGCUGUUCAGAUUUCCACUGCCAAGGCUCCAUUCCAGAGCUCACCCCAGACCGCACCUCGCCACGGCUUCCUCCCUCACGCCCAGAGCGGUCAGAGGUUUUACCACCACACCAAAUGAACCCCUGGAUUCUGCCAUAAUCUUGUAUUUCAUUUCACGAAAGUCCACCAUCUUAAACACAGCCUAAGAAAAAAUUAUUUGGGAUUAUAUUAUCUGCUUUUAUAGAAGUGAUAGGAAGUGUUUUUUGUUGCAUUAUUGAACCUUGCUCAUUAAAUUGCUGAACAAGUCCA